Triticum turgidum subsp. durum (durum wheat) is the source of this 1188-nucleotide messenger RNA. NCBI's taxonomy places the organism in Eukaryota, Viridiplantae, Streptophyta, Magnoliopsida, Poales, Poaceae. The record is from the annotation of a GenBank genome assembly.
AUGGAGCAACACGAGCGCUCGGCUGUUGAUCCGCUCGAGGGGCAGACGGAGCAGGGCGGGGAGGAUCCCGCUCCGUCGGCGGUUCUCGCCGGCGAGGUGGCCGGCGCCAAGGAGGGCGAGCAGGAGCGCGUCCCGGAGACGCACAAUCCCGUCGGCGCCGCCGCGUCGGAGGGCGCCAGGAAGCAGGAUCUUGACGAACCUUCGCCGGAGUCGGACGAGGCCGCGGCGGCGUCUGCCAACAUCAAGAGCGAAGACCGCGAGGCGUUGGAGGACCCUAUGGAGACUCACUUCGAGUUCCGAUCGGCGGCUGCCGAUGCGACGCCGCCGUACACCUCCCUCCGCGCACGGUCAAGGAAGCAGGCCGGACCGACGAAGUUCACUGCCGUGGGAGCUCCCGACGGUGCCGGCUCCGAGGCGCCUGUUCUUGGCGCGUCGUCGUCUUCGUCGCCGGCGCGAGCAGCGGGUACGCACGAGGACUUCUCAGCGAUGGCCGUGCCCGGCGACACGGUGGCGAUCGCCCACGCCUCGCCGCCCGACUCCAACCGUCGCCUGCCGUCGCGAAACAGGAAGCAGUACUCCCCGAUGCGCUUCGCCUCCGCGGGGGCAUCGACUUCGACCGGCGCACCGGCCGCAGGCGACCCAGCUCCCCCUGCUCGAGGCAGGAAGCAGCCCCGGCCCGAGCACUUCAUCCCGGAGGAAGCGGCAGCCACGGCCGGCGCCAAAGCUCGCCGGGCCAACAUCGUCCUCGACAGGUUCCUCUCGUCUACCAUGGCCCGCGGCUCCUCAGCUUCGGACUGGGCGAGCGACGUCACGGCGGAGGACGCGGGCCAGCCCGAGCGCCCGCGCGGCGUCGAGAGCUUCAGGAUCAGGGACGCGAGCCGCCACGCCGCGCGCGCCUGCGGGCUACGCGUCGCGAUCAGCCGCCUCGGAGCCUCGUGCGGCGGCGCAUCGUCGCCGUCAACGGCGGCGCCAGGAGAGCCCGAGGGGAGCGGGAGCGGGAGGAUGUACGGCAUCCUCGCCGUCCUCGGCGCUUCUCUGGCGCUCAGCGUGGUGUCCUGCGUGCUGUUCUACCUCGUCGGUCGGGGGAGCGAGGCUGCUCCGUCCGGAGAGAACCAGGACAAGGUAAUGGCCCCUGCUUCUCAAUUCUCAUGCAACUUUGUCGUGCAGGCUUAUGUGUAUGUGUUCUGA